Lontra canadensis (Northern American river otter) is the source of this 1773-nucleotide messenger RNA. It is a transcript of the gene FAM181B, whose product is annotated as family with sequence similarity 181 member B. The transcript has a single exon. The coding region runs from base 36 to 1316 and encodes 426 amino acids. The record is from RefSeq and is a predicted model, not a curated record. NCBI's taxonomy places the organism in Eukaryota, Metazoa, Chordata, Mammalia, Carnivora, Mustelidae.
CCGGCCGCGCGGCGGGCCGCUGGGGAGUCGCGGCGAUGGCGGUGCAGGCGGCGCUCCUCAGCACGCACCCUUUCGUCCCCUUCGGCUUCGGGGGCUCCCCGGACGGGCUGGGGGGCGCCUUCGGAGCCCUGGACAAGGGCUGUUGUUUCGAGGAUGAUGAGACCGGGACACCAGCGGGCGCGCUGCUGGCGGGCGCCGAGGGCGGGGACGUGCGCGAGGCCACCCGCGACCUGCUCAGCUUCAUCGACUCGGCGUCCAGCAACAUCAAGCUGGCACUGGACAAGCCCGGCAAGUCGAAGCGGAAGGUGAACCACCGCAAGUACCUGCAGAAGCAGAUCAAGCGCUGCAGCGGCCUCAUGGGCACCGCGCCCCCCGGCCCGCCCUCUCCAGGCGCUGCGGAUACACCGGCCAAGCGGCCGCUCGCAGCCCCGGGCGCCCAGACCGUCGCGGUCCCGCCCCACGGCAAGGCGGCUCCUCGGCGGGAGGCGUCGCAGGCCGCGGCUGCCGCCAGCCUGCAGAGCCGGAGCCUCGCCGCGCUCUUCGACUCGCUGCGCCACGUCCCCGGGGGCGACGAGCGGGCCGGGGGUUCGGUGGCGGCGCGGGUGGCCGGGCUCGGUGGAGCGGGCGCUGGGGGCUCGGGAGGGGACGCGGCCGGCUCCGCGGGAGGUACCGCAGUCCCCGGAGCCAGGAAGGUCCCGUUGCGAGCCCGCAACCUGCCCCCGUCCUUCUUCACCGAGCCGUCCAGGGCGGGCGGCAGCGGCUGCGGCCCGUCGGGGCCCGGCGUGAGCUUGGGCGAUUUGGAGAAGGGCGCGGAAGCCGUGGAGUUCUUCGAGCUGCUGGGGCCCGACUACGGCGCGGGCACCGAGGCGAGUGUCUUGCUCGCCGCGGAGCCUCUCGAUGUUUUUCCCACGGGAGCCGCCGUCUUGCGGGGUCCCCCGGAGCUGGAGCCAGGUCUCUUUGAGCCGCCGCCGGCGAUGGUGGGGAGCCUACUGUACUCCGAGUCCUGGAGCGCCCCAGGCUGCCCUCCGACCAAGAAGCCGCCGCUGGCCGCCCCCCGCGGCGGCUUGACCUUGAACGAGCCCUUGCGCCCCCUGUACCCCACUGUGGCGGACUCUCCCGGCGGCGAGGAUGCGCCCGGCCUUUUGGCGUCUUUCGCCCCCUUCUUCUCAGACUGCGCACUGCCCCCGCCACCGCCGCCGCAUCAGGUGUCUUACGAUUACAGCGCGGGCUACAGCCGCACGGCUUACUCCAGCCUCUGGAGACCGGACGGGGUUUGGGAAGGGGCGCCCGGGGAGGAGGGGGCGCACCGGGACUGAGGGAGAGGUGCCGUGGCGGAUUUUGAGACUGCUGUGAGGAGCUCCCGCCUCCGGGUUUCUCCUAAGCCUAAGAACGCUGGAAAGUGCACGUGGAGAUGAAACGGGGUUUUAAAAUAUUCAAUUAAUAAAAGAAACUUAAGAAAAAGAUGAAGAGGAGUUGGGGGUUGUUUUAAUUACAGCUUCAAGUGUUUAAAAAAAGAAAGAAAGAAAGCCAGAAAAAAGCAGUUCGUAGGUUCUUACUGGACCUGGCAACCAAGAAACCAAGCUGGGCUUUGGGAAAUGGGGUGGGCAUGGUGGAAGGGGCAAGCGGUGGCUUUUGUAGCCACCUGACACUCCUCCAACUUUUCAGCGAAAGGUCAGUGUGUUUAGUUUAAUUGCCCCUUCCAAACAGUGCGCUGGUCCCUCCCUUUCCUUCCCCUUUGAGUGCAUUAUGAAUUAAAGCCUAUAUUGAAAAGCC